Messenger RNA from Penicillium atrosanguineum, 1116 nucleotides. Its product is annotated as 3-deoxy-7-phosphoheptulonate synthase. Gene Ontology annotation, molecular function: 3-deoxy-7-phosphoheptulonate synthase activity. The coding region runs from base 1 to 1116 and encodes 371 amino acids. The transcript is spliced from 3 exons. Gene Ontology annotation, biological process: aromatic amino acid biosynthetic process. Gene Ontology annotation, cellular component: cytoplasm. NCBI's taxonomy places the organism in Eukaryota, Fungi, Ascomycota, Eurotiomycetes, Eurotiales, Aspergillaceae. The record is from RefSeq and is a predicted model, not a curated record.
AUGUCGUUCUUCAUUGAAAAUCCCAAUGUGGGCAACCACAGUCACCUCGAGGACUCUCGCAUUCUGGGUUACAACCCCCUCACCCCGCCCAACCUCCUCCAGCAUGAGAUCGCAUUGACCGAAGCGUCGCGGAAGACGGUGUUGCAGGGCCGUGAUGAGGCCGUCGCAAUUGUUCUCGGUACCGACGCCAACGAGCGUCUGAUGGUGGUCAUCGGUCCCUGCUCCAUCCACGACCCCGCGAUGGCCCUCGAGUACUGCGAUCGGUUGUUGAAGAUGAAGGAGAAGUACCAGGAUGACCUCCUCAUUGUCAUGCGCUCGUACCUCGAGAAGCCCCGUACAACAGUCGGCUGGAAGGGUCUGAUCAACGACCCCGAUCUCGACAACAGCUUCAACAUCAACAAGGGUCUGCGUGUCUCCCGCCAGCUCUUCGUUGACCUGACCAACAAGGGCAUGCCCAUUGCCAGUGAGAUGCUGGAUACUAUCUCUCCUCAGUUCCUUGCCGAUUGUUUGUCCGUCGGCGCAGUCGGCGCCCGUACCACCGAGUCUCAGGUCCACCGUGAGCUGUCCUCUGGUCUGUCCUUCCCCGUCGGUUUCAAGAACGGCACCGAUGGCACCCUCGAUGUCGCCGUGGACGCCAUCGGCUCCGUCAAGCACCCCCACCACUUCCUGUCUGUCACCAAGCCCGGUGUCGUGUCCAUUGUCGGCACUGUCGGCAACCCCGACUGCUUCGUGAUUCUGCGCGGUGGCAAGAAGGGCCCCAACUACGAUGCUGCCAGCAUCAAGGACGCCAAGGCCAAGCUUGAGGCCAAGGGCCUUCCCCCCCGCUUGAUGGUGGACUGCAGCCACGGCAACUCGGAGAAGAACCACAAGAACCAGCCCAAGGUGGCCGCUGUUCUGAGCGAGCAGAUUUCCCAGGGUGAGACUGCCAUCAUGGGUGUCAUGAUCGAGAGCAACAUCAACGAGGGCAACCAGAAGAUGCCGGCGGAGGGCAAGUCCGGUCUCAAGUACGGAGUCAGUAUCACAGACGCGUGUAUCAACUGGGAAGACACCGAGACUACGCUCGAGACACUGGCACAAGCCGUGCGCACCCGGAGAGAGAAACUGAGCGCCAAAUAA